AUGGAAAACGCGAGAAGCAUGGUGGGUGAACAGGGGAAGGCGCUGUUUUACCUGAGCAACCACGCAGACAAUAUAUGCAGCGUGAAAUUCUGCGGAGAAGAUGUGUUGAUCUCUACGUGCGACUGUGGAAUGGUCACUUUAUGGGAUUUAAAUAAUUUAACAAGCACAGGGAAUUACAACGUAUCAAAUUAUAGUGCACUAUAUGCAUCCCUUUUUGAUAAGGACCAUUUUUUUGUAAAAACGAAGGAAGGCUCGGUAAAAUUAUGGGACAUAAAUCGUAACCAUUGUGCUGUAAAAUUAGACACCAACAAUUAUACUUAUGCCAAGCCGUACUCUGUAAAUGGAAAUAUAAUCACACCUGUAAAUCACAAUGGGGAUAUAGCCAUCUAUGAUCUGAGGAUGCAGACACACUUGCCUCGUAACAAUACCCUAUGGGGUGAUUCAAAUGAAGGAAGUAGUAACACGCUUGUCAUACGUUUUAACAAAAUAAAGAAAAGUGUUGGAAAAAUGAAAAUGUUAUUUUCCAAUGGAAAGCAAAAAGAAAACAAAUAUCUUUUGAAUAGCGAAUUGAAAUUUUGUAGUGAUAUUUUGGAUAUUUACCCAGUUCCAUUUUUGGGAGAGUCAUUUAUCCUGGCAUGUUACGAACCUUCUCUUUUUUUAAUCUAUGAUUUUAGGAUGACUAGCCAAUUUGUUUCGAGUUUUAUAAUAGACGUAAAGGAAAAUGUUCUAAGUUAUCACAUAAAUAAAAACAAAUGCGUUGUUAGUUCUAAUAACAAUUCUGUGUAUUCCCUUACAUUAGGGAAGGGUGAACAGGUUUGUUUGGUCAAGAAGGCACAGUGGCCAAAAUAUAAUAUGAGCAAUUUGGUGAUCAGAUCGGAUAAUAAAGUGUUCAUUUCAAUUACGAACAAUUGCUCUGUUAACUUGUGUGAUUUACACCAAAUGGAAAUCCUAGACUGCAUUAAGACAUAUAAGUUUAACUACUUUAAUUUCGUUGACUUCCACCCUUUUUCUGGCUUGUUCGCAGUAGCAGAACGGAAUAAGGUUUCCAUUUGGGCGAAUCAAGCUUCCAGUUUUGAUCUACCCCCCUCCAGUGAUGACCAAUCAGAGGUGGUGCCACUUGGGUGA
Messenger RNA from Plasmodium knowlesi strain H, 1125 nucleotides. Its product is annotated as WD repeat-containing protein, putative. The record is from RefSeq and is a predicted model, not a curated record. Gene Ontology annotation, molecular function: protein binding. NCBI's taxonomy places the organism in Eukaryota, Apicomplexa, Aconoidasida, Haemosporida, Plasmodiidae. Bases 1 to 1125 code for a protein of 374 amino acids. The transcript has a single exon.